This is a messenger RNA of Hordeum vulgare subsp. vulgare (domesticated barley), 1840 nucleotides long. RefSeq lists its product as uncharacterized. The coding region runs from base 303 to 1382 and encodes 359 amino acids. Lineage: Eukaryota; Viridiplantae; Streptophyta; Magnoliopsida; Poales; Poaceae. The transcript is spliced from 10 exons. The record is from RefSeq and is a predicted model, not a curated record.
CGGGGCAUCUUGCUGCUGUCUCCACCCCGUCCCAGUCUCUCGCCAUUGGGGCUCCUUCCUUCCUUUGAGGGUGGGGAGGGGACCUUCACAAUUUCUGGGCAUGCCGGUGCACACCCGGCACACCAUCUCGUCCUUCUUAAAGAUUUCUGCUUUCGACUGAAUUUCCACGCCGCACGCUCAGUCCGCCCCUUCUUGGUGUACGGUUUCUGGGCAGUGACUAAUUUCUUUUUACACGAGCAGUACUGAUAACCAUUGAUCCUGGAUUUAGCUAUUUCUUGUAUGUGAUAAGCAGAUAAGCUGCAAUGAAGGAUUCUCAGGAUAUUCAGAGCACGACAGAGCUGCAGAUGUCACCCCAAGGUACCAAUGAAGUGCAAAGUAACCAACUAAACACAAUGGCCACUGAUGCUCCUGCAGGAGAUCCUGGUUCUUUGGCAGUUGCUAUUAAUGAUAAUAGAAAAGUUUCCCGUGAAGACAUUGAACUUGUCCAGAAUUUGAUAGAGCGCUGUCUGCAGUUAUACAUGACCAAAGGAGAGGUUGUUAGGACGCUUUCUACUCGAGCGAGAAUAGAACCUGGCUUCACUACUUUAGUAUGGCAGAAACUCGAAGAAGAGAACCCUGAAUUCUUUCGGGCUUACUAUAUAAGAUUGAAACUGAAAAGACAGAUUAUCUUGUUCAACCAUUUGUUGCAGCAUCAGUGUAAUUUGAUGAAAUAUCCAGCACAUCCUAAUGUUCCACUAGCUCCAAUGCAAAACGGGAUGCAUCCUAUGCCAGUUAACAAUCUACCGAUGGGGUAUCCAGUACUUCAACAACCUCUGAUGCCUGCUCCCGGCCAACCUCACAUUGAUCCUAUGGUUUGUGGUCUAUCCAGCGGUCAUGUGGUGAAUGGGAUCCCUGCACCAGGUGGCUAUCAACCAAUUCGCAUGAACUCCGGAAAUGACAUGGUUGUGGACAACGGUGCACCUGAAGUUGCACAUACUGGUGCCAUGUCAUCCGAGAUGGCUGUGAGUCCCUCAUCAGCAGCAUCAACCAACCAUGCUCCUUUCACUCCGUCGGAGAUACCAGGGAUGGCCAUGGAUACAUCAAUGCUAGAUUCAGCAUUUGGUUCUGACAUAGGGAACACAGAACCUCUGCAAUUAGGUCCAGAUGGUUCGUCAAGGGAUUCCAUCCGAUCCUUGGGGCAGCUCUGGAAUUUCAGCCUCUCUGAUCUUACAGCUGAUUUGACAAGUUUAGGAGAUUUGGAGGCUCUUGAGAACUAUGAAGGUACCCCUUUCCUGCCCUCGGACUCGGACCUCUUACUUGAUUCCCCAGACCAUAAUGAUGACAUAGUUGAGUACUUUGCCGACGCCAUCAACGGGAGUCAAUCAGAUGAAGAGAAGUCAUAGAGAAGAUGACAGACUCAAAUAGUCUCAUUCAGUUUGGGACCUGGCCAGAGCAUCAUCUCAUGUAGUGUAAUCCUGUAGCUGCGCAGACUGCCGCAAAUCAGACUGGGCAUUCAUCCAGAGGUGGGAUGAUUGGCGAAUUUUGUAGCGUUCAAUGCUAAUUAUUUGGAAUAAUCAGUUAGGGCAGCCUUCACCGGAUAAUGUUGCUGUCUACAAGGUUGAAAAGUUUAGGAAAUUGUGUCAAACCUCAGGAACAACCCCUUUGUAAUUGCUGAAGAAGUGGACAGUUCAUCUGGUAUUGCACCAUUCCUUGUCUCCCUGUGCCUGUUUCUUUUCUCUUUUUCCUGAGACUACGUAAUGUCGCAAUGUGUCAAAGUAUUUACAAGGUGUGGACAAUGGAGUAUUUUGCAUGUGAAAUUGUGAAUACAGUAAAUGGGGAAACAAUGGCCUACGUAUGGUAA